This is a messenger RNA of Theileria orientalis strain Shintoku, 2382 nucleotides long. RefSeq lists its product as uncharacterized. Gene Ontology annotation, biological process: endoplasmic reticulum membrane fusion. The record is from RefSeq and is a predicted model, not a curated record. Gene Ontology annotation, cellular component: endoplasmic reticulum. Gene Ontology annotation, molecular function: GTPase activity; GTP binding. Bases 1 to 2382 code for a protein of 793 amino acids. The transcript is spliced from 8 exons. Lineage: Eukaryota; Apicomplexa; Aconoidasida; Piroplasmida; Theileriidae.
AUGGAAUCUCGCAGUAACGAUUAUAAUAAAACCAACGCGCUCACGUCACUGUCUCCCGUGGAGUUUAGCAAUUACGAAUGUGAAAUAAAUGAUGGCUUCAAUAAGUAUCUUAAGGACGCUGGAUUUGAUACGUACGGAUUCAAUUUCAAUGUUCUAACAAUCUUGGGAUCGCAGAGCAGCGGCAAAAGCCACCUGCUCAACAGUUUGUUCUCUUCGAAGUUUCAAACAAUGGAUUCGUCGAAGGGGCACUCUCAGACGACAAAGGGGAUAUGGGCGUCACUGCUGCUGCCGAAGGAAAGGAGCGCAAACGCAGUGGUUGUGUUUGACUCGGAAGGAACGGACUCACGGGAACGCGGAGAAGGAAGACUGACCUUCGAGCACAGGUCGUCACUCUUCUGCUUGGCUCUAUCAGACGUGGUCGUGGUUAACCUGUGGUACAACUCGCUGGGAAAUCUAACAAGCUCAAACUACGGGCUGCUGAAAACAGUAGUGGAAGCGAAUUUGGAGCUGGUUGAUUCCAACAAUGACCAAAGCUUAAAAACACUGUUAUUCUUUUGCGUGAGAGAUUGGUCGCCGAACCUUUCGCCAUUAAAUGUGGUAAAGGAUUAUGUAAUGAAUAAGUAUAUGUCCAGCAUAUGGAAUGAAAUAACUAAGCCAGCAAGGUUCGCAAAUGUGGGAGUGGAGUCGUUGUUUGAGAUAAGAGUCUUCGGAUUGUCUAAUGCAAUCACGGACACAGUAAGGUUCAACGAGGACCUGGAAGAGCUGAGAAGGGCGUGGAACGAGCUGAGGCCGUCAAAAUACUCGAGGCUGGUUCCAUCAGACGGGUUCUUUGUGUACUGCAAUAACGUGUGGAAUACAAUCAUAGAGCAGAAUCACCUGGACAUACCGACGCAGAAGGAGAUGCUGUCAAGCUACAGGUGCGCAGAAAUCAAGAGCGCAGUGCUGCAAAAGGUAGCGAGUGGCCUAAACGAGCACGCGGAGGGAGAGUUUAUGGAAUACGUAUUGAAGUUGCUGAAGGAGGCGGAAGAGCUGUACUUCACAGAAGCAUCGAGAUAUGAUGCAAGUGUGUCGAAGAGAGUAGCAAAUGAGCUUUUAUCACAACUAUGUGGAAGGUUACAGCCUUAUUUUGAGUCGGCAUUGGGAGAUUAUGUAAAAAAGUUGACCGUAGAAGCAUCAUCAAUGCUCGAAAAGGAGUUUGCAGUAUCCAGGGAAGGGAAGGUUGUGAAGGUAGGGGGAUCAGAUCCACACGAAGCAUGGCCGAAGUUCGCAGAUAAGUGCCAAGAGUUGCAAAGAACACGAUCGGAUAAGUUGGAAACACACCUGGAAGGAUUUAAAGUCUCGCACGACAAUAAGGUGAAGUUCGAAUAUGAGUUUGACACACAGUCACUCAAGGAGCACCUUAAGCUGAGCCUGUCAAGCGAGUUUGACGUAACGAGGUCGAGGCAACUGGAGCUGUUGAAACAGCAAGUGGAGACGCUAGCAGACUCGUGCUUCGUGCUCCUCAAGUCGAAUCUGAUGGAAAGGUCACUGAAGGAAGACGAGUUCUGGACGUACUUUGAAGAAAUGUUCGAGGAAACACACAAAAACUGCCUCAACUCCUACAAAGGCAGCUACAAGGGGCUGCUGAGUGAAGUCUCUGAAAACGAGUUUGAGUACCUGUCGCUCGUACUAAUGCUGGGAAGAGCAAGGAAUAACUUUGAGAAGCUGCAGAGUAACCUGGAGGACCUGGUGGUGGACAGGUUCGACAGGUUUUUCAACUACCAGGAGUUCAAGGGGGAGCUGGUGCCGACGGAGUGGCACAAGCAGUCGGACCAGGAGCUGAACAACAGGUACAAGCAGUCGAAGGAGGACGCGCUCUACCUUCUGCAGGUCUUUAAGAAGACGAGGACGAGGACCGUGCCAGUGUUUAGCCUGGUCUCGGUGAAGAAGAAUCACUACUUCUACCGCACGCUCGAGGAGAAGCCGAACGAAAGCUACAGCAGCGUGCUGAGUGAGAAGGCGCGGCUGGAGGCGACUGAGACCUGCGGCAAGAGGUUCCUGGAGAUGUACAAGAACGCCCAGGUCGUGCAGAACGCAGGCGGCGCAAUGAGCUCGUGGAGGAACAUACCGCCCUUCUUCUGGCUCGUGCUCCUGGUGCUGGGAUGGAACGAGAUAAGGUCGGUGCUCAGAGUGGUCUUUAAGUUCCAGCUACUAAUUCCACUGGUGCUCGCACUGUAUUUCGGAUUCAGCUACGUGGCGAAGAGGUUCUUCGGACCAGCAGCGGAGCAAUACGUGAAGAUGGUGCGCCAGAGACUGUUGGAUUUGCUAAAGUUAUCGAUAACAUAUUCAAUAAAGGCGCUCAAUCGACUAAACAGCAAACGAGCUGCCCGAAAGAAGGAAUGA